AUGAUUAUCAAUAAAUGUUAAACGUGCAUUUGUUUUGGUCAAAUUAUCAUUAAAAAUCCAAAAUCAUGACAAGAUUAAUUAAUUCUUUAAUGAAAUCAUGGACGAAUUCAAUUGUUCGAAACAAUGGUAUAAAACGAGAUCUACAUAUUAUGGCUGUAAGUUGUAAAGAUCAACAACAAAAACAAAAUCCAACACCUCAACUUUACGAGAAUGCCCGACAAUUCAAAGAAGUUACCGUCAAUCAAUUUCAAAUGCUAUUCAAAACAAACCCCAAAUGUAAAGGUCAGAUCGAAGAAAUCCUGAAUCUCUAUGAACUUGAAAAGUACACGACUCAACAGGUUCCAUCAAUUCUUUCGGUAAACGACAUGAAAAGACUAUUGUCUACCUAUGAUGAUGAAAAGGAACUUCGCAAGAUGAUAAAGUUUUUCUAUACUCGUGAAUGUGAUAAAUUUAAUACAUACAAGAAAAAAUUCUAUAAAAAACAAGAAAUGUUGGAAAAGAAACGCGAGAAAUAUGGUGAAAAUGACGAAUGGGAACAGGGAGUAUUCGAUAUACAAGGUCAUCUAGUUUAUGGUUUAUGGCACAAUUCAUUGAUAUCUCGCAUAACAAAACAAGCUAUACGAGAUUAUCGCAGCAAUCACAUUUCACGACAAACAUGUUUGUUUGGUCAAAAAUUGAUCGUCGAUUUGGAUUAUGAUCAAUACAUGAAACCAUCCGAAAUUGGUUUGUUAGCCAAACAGAUUUCCAUAAUGUAUUAUGAAAAUCGUGUCAAUAGGGAUUAUCCUGAAUCGUUACCAUAUGAUGUACAUUUCACCAAUUGUCGUGUUGGUGAAAAUACAGUGAAUGAAUUGUCGCGUCAUUUAAAACGAAUGGAUGAUUUAAAACAAUAUUACUUUCAUCCGGAAAGUUACCUAAGUCGACCAGAUUUAUUUCCAAAAAAUAAAUUGAUUUACUUAAGUCCACAUGCAAAACUUUCGCUGAAACAGUAUGAUCACGAUGACAUCUUUAUACUAGGCGGUUAUAAUGAUCGAAGUUCGCAUAGGCAAGUUUCACAUGUGAAAGCACAAUCAGAAGGUAUUCGAUGUUAUCGUUUACCGUUGGAUGAAAAUGUUCUUUGGAAACAAGGAGAUAAAAAUCUAUGCCUCAAUCAAGUGGCAGCAAUAUUACAUGCAGUCAAAGCUACCGGUGAUUGGCAAGUAGCUAUUAGAAAAUUUGCUCCACAAAGAAAGGUCCGUUCUUUGGAAGAACAACAUUUGGAGGAUCAGAUUAGAAUGAAAACGAUUGCCAAACGGCUUCGUCGAAUGGAACGUAGUUAUAAAUUUAUUCAAUAAAAACAUUUAUUAUCAUUGACAAA
Messenger RNA from Dermatophagoides pteronyssinus (European house dust mite), 1354 nucleotides. Its product is annotated as mitochondrial ribonuclease P protein 1 homolog. Gene Ontology annotation, cellular component: mitochondrion; nucleoplasm; nucleus. Gene Ontology annotation, biological process: mitochondrial tRNA 5'-end processing; positive regulation of mitochondrial translation. The record is from RefSeq and is a predicted model, not a curated record. Gene Ontology annotation, molecular function: tRNA binding. Lineage: Eukaryota; Metazoa; Arthropoda; Arachnida; Sarcoptiformes; Pyroglyphidae.